Molecule: messenger RNA, 2252 nt
Organism: Topomyia yanbarensis
Lineage: Eukaryota; Metazoa; Arthropoda; Insecta; Diptera; Culicidae
Product: sodium-independent sulfate anion transporter-like
Exons: 4
Coding region: 259-2091 (610 amino acids)
Biological process (GO): transmembrane transport
Cellular component (GO): membrane
Molecular function (GO): sulfate transmembrane transporter activity
Source: RefSeq, a predicted model, not a curated record
AGGUGUUUUAGUCGCGAAUGCCGUUCGUGGCAGAGUGGUCGUGUUUUGUGGCGACGGCGCAGUUUGAACUCACCAGCCUGGGUCUGUCGCAUCAGUUGACAGAUUGUACAUAUGCUAAUCGAGUUCUAGACUGGGAUUCACUAUUUUUAAUUGUGCCUAAGCGGACAUUGGAAUAGUUUUAGUGAUAGUGAAUUACCAUUAAUUAAAGUGACGCGAGAGUAGGGAAUUCCGUUAGGCGAAUCGAGCACAUAGGUCAUCAUGGCGAAAGAAGUAAUCCUUUCGGACAAGGAUAUCUAUCCCAGCCACCAGAUUCCAGAAGACAAUGAACUCGACUACCGAGAACGCUUCCCCGAUUUACGCCCGUUGAUACGACGCCAUUUCCGUGGAUUCUGGACACGCGAGCAUGCUGUCCGCCGGUUGCCCUUUCUCCAGUGGGGUCUUCAGUACAGCUGCCGGAAGCUCGCCUCGGAUGCGAUCGCCGGAAUUACGGUCGGGUUGACAUCCAUUCCGCAGAGUAUCGCGUAUGCCGUGGUCGCCAACCUGGAACCGCAGUACGGUCUCUACUCGAACUUCAUGGGAUCGUUUGGGUAUGCCAUCUUCGGUAGUGUGAAAGAAAUAACGAUCGCUCCGACCGCGAUCAUGGCCCUGAUGGUUCAACAGAAGGUGCUGGAGCUAGGACCGGCGGGAGCUAUUCUGUCAUCUUUCCUGUCCGGCUGCAUCAUUCUACUGCUGGGGUUGCUCAACUUUGGCUUCGUGGUUCAGUUCAUAUCGAUGCCGGUGAUUACAGGGUUCAUAACUGCAGCAGCCGUUACGAUUAUGAGCAGUCAGAUGAAGUCGCUGUUGGGUAUAUCAAGCCCGGGGAAGUCUAGCGAGUUCGUCGAUGUGUGGAGUAAUAUUUUCGAGAAUGCCGGACAGACGAGACUUUGGGAUUCGUUGCUCGGUUUCGGCUCGUUGGCGAUCCUGAUCUGCCUUACGCUUGUCAAAGGCCGCGGUUCGGGACGGUGGCGAACCUUCACCAAAUAUCUCUGUUUGCUGCGAAACGCACUGAUUGUACUGAGUGGUGGGACCCUAGCAUACAUAAUGGCCAGUCGCGACCUGCAUCCAUUUCGACUAACAGGAAAAGUUGCGUCUGGUUUUCCACCGCUGGAGCCACCGCCAUUUUCAACAAUCUUCAACGGAGAGUUUUAUGAUUUUUCUCAGAUGCUUCGGUUACUGGGUUCAUCGGUGAUCGCGAUACCACUGAUCUCGAUUCUGGAGUUGGUUUCGAUUGGGAAAGCCUUUUCCAAGGGUAAGCCUAUAGACGCAACGCAGGAAAUGCUCGCUCUUGGACUUUGUAAUAUCGCCGGCUCGUUCACGUCAUCGAUCCCAACUACGGCGUCGUUUGCUCGAACGGCGAUCAACAGCAGCAGUGGUGUUAAAACUCCGUUCGGAGGCGUGUUCACCGGUGUACUGGUCCUGUCGGCUCUGGGACUGCUAACAGAGUAUUUCUACUACAUUCCGAAGGCGACGUUGGCGGCAGUUAUCAUUGCAGCUAUGGUAUUCAUGAUCGAGUACCGCGCGGUUGCAGAGAUGUGGCGCAUAAAGCGAAUCGACAUUGUCCCAUUUUUAGUCACGGUGGUAGCGUGUCUUUUCACGGGGUUAGAGUAUGGGAUCCUGGUCGGAAUCGCGGUGAAUUUGUGCUUCCUGCUGUACUUGAUUUCCCGACCGAGGAUCGAACAUAGAGUUUUGCAGGUCGGCACUACGACUGCGCUUAUCCUGCGUCCAACAAAUGAUCUGGCCUUCUCGUCGGCGGAAUACCUUAGGGAGAAAAUAAUUCGAAUGGCGGCCAAGUGUGAAGUAGACCUGGUGGUGAUCAACGGUGAACUGAUCAAGUACAUAGACUCAACGGUGGUGAAGAAUCUGUCUAGUACGGUGAAGGAUUUGAAGGUCCAAGGAAGACAUGUGUUGCUUUGGCGCUGGAAUCGGGAAGUGCAGUAUUCAUUGUACAGAUACCGCAAGGAGCAGUUCAUGCCGCUUUUCAGAGCUGACGAGAACGAUGAGGAAAUGAUCAGGCGUUGGAGAACCGGUACCAUGGACGAUGGGUUUGUUUGAUGUUUGUGGUUAAAUAGAUUGAGGUAUGUUUUGAAAAUAGUUUAGUAGUUGUAUAGUUAGAAGGAAAAUAUUUAUUAAAAAAUUUAAGAUUUAUCUUCCAUUCAAGUCAAAUUGUGGAAAUAUCCGAAAAUUUUAGUAAAUUGCUGAAUUUUCAAAAAACA